CCGUUGCUAUCGUAUGCUGAAAAAUAAAGUGCACACGAAAGACUUCACUAUUACAAAUUCAAAGUGUAUACGAUACAAUUUUAUACUGUUCAGUCUGUGUCUUGCAUUAGAGCGGCUUUAAGUGUUUCGUUUUUCAUUUUGGAAACGAAAAGGAAUCGCAUCUAACAAAAUAUUUCUAUAUAUAUCUAUAUGUGCAUAAGAAAUAUACGACUAUAAAAGUCGGAACAAGUUGAACCAUACCUGUGCACCGUGUAUCUAGUGUGUUAGCUGUUGUAGCUCGUGCACACAUUGUACAACAUUCACAUAUAUUGCAGUUGAGGCUCGAUCGCGCGCGCGCACAUCACACACAUCGAGGAGCAAAAAGACAUUCUAUACGUGCUUGGAUCUGCAAGAGAGUGCAUUUGUGCCUGUUUAUUUGAUUUGCUAUUGAUCGUUUGUUCGUUCUCUCUCUCUUUCUCUAUUGCUCUGCAUGUGUAACAGGUGCCUGAAGCCUACUUCGGUGUGCUUGCACAGUGUGUUCAGUCAAUUGUAGAAUGCGCAACACCAGCAUCUCUCCAUCGGAAUAGCAAUGCAAAAAUAGCAGAGCCAUAGAUACAUCGAGAGAGCCGAGAUACGUAUCUCAUCGUGCAUUUGAAAAACUGUAUUUCCGCAUAACGGAUAUUUUGUGGCGUUGAAUGCUGACUUUUGCUCGAGUAUCUAUCGCUUUAUCGUGCGCGCUCACGCUCUUUAUUUUGUUAUUUUAUUUGCCAUCGUACUUAUCCAUUUAAUUAUUUGUUCGCUCAUUCGCUUAUUCUCAUCAUAAGCGCAGUCGUGUUAUGUGUUAAUGCGCAUAUGCUCUGUACAUCAUCGCCAUCAACAUCAUCAUAUAUAAUUUGGUUGACCAGCAAUUGGAUUUUGGUAUUGUGUGUCUCUCACUUCCUCGGCUUUAAUUUCAAACAUUUCGGUGUAUGUUUUUUUUAAUGUUCAUUUUUUAAAUCACCAUAAUAAUCAGUGCGUGUGUGGUAUUUCUGAGUUUGUUGUAUCACUCUUUCUCUUCCUAAGUCCGUCGAAGCCAUAGAAAAAUAGCCGUUUUGUGAUUGUGCAGUCAAAUGUAGUAGACCAGCGUUAAAAGUGCAUUUCAAUUGUAUAUUGUGAUCAUCACUUCGUUCAUUAGUGUUCAUAUUGUCUCUGCUACAUAAAUUAUUUUACAUAAAUAAUAUAAAUAUAUGUUUAAGUGAUUUUUUGUAAGGUUUUGUCGAGAGAGAAAAAAAACGCAACAUAAAAAGUAAAUAAUUUGUGUCAUAGUAUCAAUCCGGAACACGAAUGUUUCCAAGUGUUUCCAAUUACUGCAUGGAAUGUCAACAAGCAUAUAGUAGCUACAUCGACAACAAACCAGGAAAUUAUAAAUCGCAUAUUUUUUUUGUUAACAGAAUAAAAUGCUUACCAAAAACCGAAAACAAACAAUUAACAACAUAAAUUCUUUAGUGUAAUCAAAGUGUGUGUUGCAUUACAUUGCAUUAUAUUGAAGUGAAGUGAAGUGAAGUGAAGUGAAGGAGAGUGUUCGUCGAAGUGAGCGUAUAUGUAUAUUGAAAAUCAGUGCCAUCGAAAGUGUGUGCACGUUUGCCGAUUAUAUUCAUCUACCAAAUGGAAUUGAAAAUCAAAUGUUGUGCCGUUCGAAAAUUGCGACAGAUUCAUUGGUUGGCUUGGUUGGUAUCACUAAAUAUACUGUUAUGUAGAGCAAGUAUUGGCACUUGGGCCAAAAAUCAGCUAUGCGAAGUAGAAACUGGCCAAACGAACAUCAUUUUAGAUAUAGAAGAGAGUCGGGGAAAUUAUAUCGAUCAACGUACAACGCCCGGCGAAUUACCCAUUUUCGGUGAUCCAUUCACAGAAAUCGCAUUAGAAUUGAAUUUCCCCAAAGGCAAUCAAAUAUUUCUACUCAAUGGAAAAUCAUUGCAACUUCUGCAGCCACUUGACCGUGAUGCUGAAAAUCUUAGUCAUAUUAUAUUUCAGGUCUCAUGCACAAUUCGGUCAUCAAGACGAAGACGAAACAUUCCAGUUAUAGUGCGCGUGUCUGAUAUCAAUGAUAAUGCUCCAGUGUUUCAGAAUUCAUCGUAUGAAACAACAGUGCCCGAGUCGACCCAAAUCGGAACGACCGUUUUCAAGGAUCUUCAAGCAAAAGACGUUGAUGCUGGAGUCAAUGGUUUAGUUGAAUAUUUUAUUAUCGAAGGUACAAACAACUUCACCAGCGAAGUAACGCUUACAGCAAACGAUGGAUAUGGAGUGUUUUCCAUACCGUUUCCACAUCAGGGUCAAAUUACCUUAUCAAAAAGUUUGGACUAUGAACGCACACAAAAAUACUAUUUAACCGUUAUUGCAUCGGAUCGUGCCAGAAAUGUUUCGGAACGUAUGACAGCAACUACAACAGUUGUGAUAAAUGUUGAAGACUCCGAUGAUUUGGAUCCAUCCUUUAUCUAUGCUGGUUGUGUACUUUUGGAUGGUGCAUGUAUAAAUCCCGAAUAUACGGCAUCUGUAUCGGUUGGUGUGUUGCAAGGUGUUUUACCCGUUCUACCUGAACGCAUUCAAGCGAUUGAUUUGGAUACAAUCAGUGCGCCGAUUCGAUAUACAUUUGCAAAAGGAACGCCAUCAAACUAUAAUGAGUAUUUUUCGAUUGAUGAAAGUACGGGAAUUUUAAAGCAUAUCAAAGUGGUUGAGGCCAAUAUCGCAAAUGAAUUUGAAAUUGUGGUCAAAGCUGAAGAGAUUUCACCGCAAAAACGUUUCACCACCGCAAAGUUAACAAUUAAGGUGAAAAAAAUGGACACAAGUCCACCGAUGAUAAAUGCCACAGCUGUUGUUGGUUAUGUUGAUGAGAAUUCAGCAAUCGGAACAAAAGUCUUAGAUGUCAAUGGAAAACCAAUUCAUUUAUCAAUUACCGAUGAUGAUUUGAAUAAUUCCGAUCCAAAACCAGAAUACAUUUUCGAAUUGACGACUCCAUCGUUUCUCAUUUCGAAAUCGGGUUAUUUGGUUGUCAACGAAGAUGGUUUGGACCGUGAUCCACCAAAUCCUGGUUUAUAUCGAUUCCAAUUGGUGGCACGUGAAGCAACAUCGAACGCAGCCAGUGCACCAUUCAGUUUGACGGUUAAUUUAAUUGAUAAAAAUGACAAUUCACCGAAAUUUCCCAUUUACGAUCCAGUUAAUGUAAAGGCCGGCGAAAAUCGACGUUUCGUUGCACAAAUUACAGCGACCGAUAUUGAUGAAGGUGAAAAUGCCGUACUCAAUUAUUCAAUCUAUCAUGUUUCCAAUAACGGAAUGAAUAAGUUUAUGAUCAAUGAGAAAACGGGUGUGAUCGAAACAAAGGGAAAAUUGGUAUCAGGCGAACAUUACAGUAUCACCAUUCAAGCAACAGACACGGGCUUGUUGUCGUCGCAAACAAUUGUCGAAGUGUAUAUAACGCCCGGUCCAAAUCUUCGACCACCCAAAUUCACCAAACCUAUUUACGAAGUACAUAUUAGCGAAGGUGCUGAAAUUAAUUCAACCGUUGUCAAUGUACAUGCUGAAGAUCCGGAAAAUGAAACAAUCUCGUAUUCAAUUGUGUCAGGGGAUGAUUUGAGACAGUUUAGCAUUCAUGACAAUGGCCUGGUGACAGUGAGCCGGAAAUUGGAUCGAGAAGAUUUGACACGAUAUCAAUUAAUUAUUCGUGCCGAAGAUACAGGCGGUUUGUCCAGCAGUGCGACAAUUAAUAUUAAAGUGACCGAUAUCAAUGACAAAAAUCCGGAAUUUGAUGAUCAAGUCAAUCCGUAUGUGUUUAAUGUUGACGAAGGUCGUGAAAAUGCAUUCGUCGGCAUUGUUCAUGCACAUGAUGCUGACGAAGGAAUUAAUGCAAAGGUUACCUAUUACUUGCCGGAAGAUGUACCAUUCAAAGUAAAUGCAACAACUGGCGAAAUUCGAACAAAAAUUAAACUUGACUUCGAAACAAAAUCAACCUUUAAAUUCAUGAUCACAGCAAAAGAUGGAGCAACAGUAGAACCUCGAAUUGGAACGACAAUGGUGACAAUACAUGUGAGUGAUAUUCCUGAUGAAGUGCCAAUAUUUACGGAUACACAAAUCGAAGUGAAAGUUCCGGAAAAUAUACCAAAUUAUCAUAUCACCACUGUUCGAGCGUACGACCCGGACACAGUUAAACAAAUCACCUAUACACUGCGUGAUGGUCGAAUUGAUUUAUUUAAAAUAGACUCAAAAACGGGCGAAGUGAAGACAAUUCGUAAUUUAGAUUAUGAGACGGAUAGAAAACACGAACUGAUUAUUGGAACGCUUGAAAAUAUGGGAAAUAAUACGGGUGAUUUUGUGCGGGUUACUGUGGUAGUAGAAGAUCGAAAUGAUGUGGCUCCAGUUUUCAUAAAUAAUUUGGGACCGAUUACAUUGAACGACGACCAGCCCAUCGGAAGUGAAGUGGCCGAAGUAAAAGCAAACGAUGGUGAUGGAUCAUAUCCAGGAAAUGCGGUACGCUAUGAAAUUGUGGGCAGAGGAAAAGCAUUGGCAUAUUUUCAAAUCGAUUCGGAAAGUGCUGUAAUCAAAAUAAAAGAAUUACUCAGCAAAGACGAUGACACGGAAUAUCAGAUUGAUGUUCGUGCCUAUGAUUUGGGUGAGCCACAAUUGAGCGCAAUAACAUCGCUCACGAUCUUUGUUCGCCACAUGACUAACGAAGAUCAAGCCAUAAAUAAUACGGUUUAUUAUUCAAAAGAAAUGGCCCCAAUUAAUAUGGGACAUGCGGAAAUGAUUGAUGUCGGUUUCUCAAUGGAUGCGUACAAAUGCAGCAUUUCCGAAGCGAUUCGCGUGAAUUCAACCAUUAAAUUUUUGGAAAUUGCAAACAUAAAUAACGUUCGAAAGCAAAAUUUACGAUUGAAAUGUGAAGUAACACAUGGUGAUGAGAAUGAAACAUUUGUUGCAAAUAUGAUACAAAAUUCGUGCGUCAUAAGCUUACGCAAAGCUUUAGAUUAUGAAAUUAAGAAGCAAUACGAAUUAACAGUUACUAUAUCGUCCGAAAAGUACUAUAUAAAUCCAUUGAAAAAUCUAGCAAAAAUCAACAUUCAAGUGUUGGAUGAGAAUGACAAUGAGCCGGAAUUUAUAAUCGAAACGAGUUUGGGACCGAAUUCAAAAAAUAAUACUUACUAUGCAACAGUUAAUCCUGAAGCCUUUAUCGAUACAUCUAUUCUUCAAGUGAAGGCCAUUGACAAAGAUUCCGGUGAUUAUGGAAAAAUAAAAUAUCAAAUUUUGGAUGAAAUUCCAUCGGAAAAUGAAUCAACAAAGCCAAGCAGUUACUUUGUCAUUUCGGAAGACACUGGCGUAUUGAAAGUGCAGCGCAGUUUAAAAUCGAUUCAAAAUACACCGUUGAUAUUUUUUGUCGAAGCAAUUGAUAACAAUGGCGACUUAAUGGACGAAAAAACAAAACGUUCAAAAUCUCGAAUUGUAAUCAAUUUCUUAACCGAUGCCAACCGUUUGGCAUUGGCUUUUUCUGAUUUACCACCGAAAUCUUUGCGCGCUCAUUCCAAUUCGCUAAAACAAUUGCUGAGUGAAAAAUCAAAUGGCAAUAUUGUAAUGAUUGAAGGUUUUAGUAAUCGACAAUAUUUGAAUGAAAAUGGUUUGAUGGAAGAGAAUCCAGACGCAACCGACGUAUGGUUUUACAUCAUUGAUUCGAAAACGGAGAAAAUUUUGGAUCGAAACGAUCCACAGAUUCAGGCUCAAUUCUUUGAGAAAGUUGCCCAAACCGAUAUUAACUACGAAGCAUCGACUAUUGCACGAGCCACCGCACAAGGUAUCUUCAGUCCGGUUGCUGUAGUUGAUGAUCAAAUAAAGAAGACGAAAACAGCGGUCAUUAUAAAAAGUGACGUCUUUCCAUACACGCUGAUCGCCAUUGCAUUGCUCAUUUUGAUUUUUGGCAUUUUUGGCAUCGUUUACAUUUGCAUUUCAUGGACAAAAUAUACAAAUUUCAAGCAAAGAAUGCGACAAUAUACAGCCGCCUCAAUAAAUACAACGUCAAGCAUUAAAAACUAUGAUACGAUGAAUACAAUGAUGGCAAAUAGCCGACCGAAUUCACAGCACAGCGAUACACAAUCACAACUGAAAGAAUAUGAAACUCAAGUAUUGGCCAUGGCUGUCAACAACGACGAAGUGGAUGAUCUACAAUUAGACUUCAGUUCAAAGAAUCAUGCAUUUAAUUUAGAUAAUGUCAGUUAUAUUACACAUAAGAAAAAUGGCCGAAAUAGUCCAACACAUUCGUCGGCAACAACAGCUGGAAUGUCGACAGUACAACGCAAUAUGAACAAUAAUCCAAAUGUGAAUAGCACACAUGCUCAUGAGGAGAGCACGUUAAGUCGCAAUAUGCGAUUGCAGUCGAAUGCCAUUGCACCACAUGCCAUUAAUGAUCACUUAAAUAUAGGUUCACUUACAUUAGGAAGAAUUAAGCCACAUAAAAAUAAUAGUCAGUAUGGUUAUGGAGCAAACCAUACCGAACGAACUUAUGAGAAUAAUUAUAAUAAUUUCAAUACGCUCGGACGUAACAAUCGAAUACCAGCAUCAUCACCACCAGCCCAAUUUGAAGCAUCUCGAAUAAUGGGCUCAAGACUUAGUUUUCAGGAUAAUAUGCAUGACGUAUCGCCAGUGUCUAACUAUUACUCAAGGAUUUAUGACGGUCAAAACCAUUCCCGGUGCAAUGAAAAUGUAACGUUUGGCAAACGAGACUACAACGAUUUCAAUUUUAUGUAUUUGAACGGUUUGGAUCGAUCCGAAGCCGAAACAACUACAGAACUAUGAUGUACUGCUGCACUAGAAAAGAAAAAUCUCAACUCAUUUUAUUGAACUGAUUUAGAACAAAGUGAAGUGAACGAUUCAAUGUAAAAUAGUUUUUAUUUUAACAAAUUUUAGUUUUACAACCGAACACUCUCUCGAAUUAUUUAAUUUUGCAGAUAGAUUUUUAAAUGAGAAAAAAAAAGAAUUUU
Contarinia nasturtii (swede midge) is the source of this 6971-nucleotide messenger RNA. RefSeq names its product cadherin-99C (gene Cad99C). Lineage: Eukaryota; Metazoa; Arthropoda; Insecta; Diptera; Cecidomyiidae. Gene Ontology annotation, molecular function: calcium ion binding. The record is from RefSeq and is a predicted model, not a curated record. Gene Ontology annotation, cellular component: plasma membrane. Bases 1624 to 6786 code for a protein of 1720 amino acids. Gene Ontology annotation, biological process: homophilic cell-cell adhesion. The transcript has 11 exons.